GCGCUGCAGUACACGGCCAUUUUGACGUUUGCUGAGCGAAGAGCCCCUAAGAUUCCAGAUCCCAGUGACCUCGGAGUAAAGGGAAUGGAAACUCACUGCUAUUGUGAAGAAAUGAUGAAAGUCUGGCAACUUCUACAUCUUGUCCACUGUUUAGUCCUGAGACUUGAGGUCAAAAUCCUAGAGAAGGGCCAUGUGGGAUGUGCUCCCUGGCCUCUCUGUUUUUGGAUGCUGCCAGCAACAAUACUGUUCAAGUUUUUACCCACAUGAUGACACUCCUUCCUCAGCAAGGUGCACUUUGCAGGACCAUGAUGAACCAAGAAAACCCUCCGCCGUAUCCUGGCCCUGGUCCAACGGCCCCAUACCCACCUUAUCCACAAGCACCAAUGGGUCCAGGACCUAUGGGGGGGCCCUACCCACCUCCUCAGGGGUAUCCCUACCAAGGGUACCCCCAAUAUGGCUGGCAGGGUGGACCUCAGGAACCUCCUAAAACCACAGUGUAUGUGGUGGAAGACCAAAGAAGAGAUGACGUGGGACCAUCCACCUGCCUCACAGCCUGCUGGACUGCUCUCUGUUGCUGCUGUCUCUGGGACAUGCUCACCUGACCAGGCCAGCCCUUCAUCCUGCCACUCUGCUGCCACCUCCAGUUGGUGUGCCUGCCCCCAUGUCUUCUGAUUGCUGUAAUAAUGACUAGCUCUGCACAGAAACCUCUUCCUUCAACACUAUGGUAUUCUAGAUUAGUAGGGGUUGCUGGUGUUUAAUUCAGUGACUUGAUCUUGAUCUUUUCGAUGUUUGAAGUGCAUUUCUUAUCAAUCUUUAACAAAUGUGCUAAAUGAUUCCUUUUAUUGGCCAAAGGCUUAGUUAUGAAAUAUAUAUUUAUGAUUUUAAAUUAUAUAUUCAAAGUAGUGGCAAAAUGUAACACACCAUGGAAUAAUUCUUCUUUGCUAUCACCCUAUGUUUCAAUAAAUUUGUCCAAAUCUCA
Molecule: messenger RNA, 979 nt
Organism: Otolemur garnettii (small-eared galago)
Lineage: Eukaryota; Metazoa; Chordata; Mammalia; Primates; Galagidae
Gene: CYSTM1
Product: cysteine rich transmembrane module containing 1
Exons: 4
Coding region: 198-602 (134 amino acids)
Cellular component (GO): extracellular exosome
Source: RefSeq, a predicted model, not a curated record